Molecule: messenger RNA, 4921 nt
Organism: Hypoxylon fragiforme
Lineage: Eukaryota; Fungi; Ascomycota; Sordariomycetes; Xylariales; Hypoxylaceae
Product: ABC drug exporter AbcA
Exons: 10
Coding region: 300-4415 (1371 amino acids)
Biological process (GO): transmembrane transport
Cellular component (GO): membrane
Molecular function (GO): ABC-type transporter activity; ATP hydrolysis activity; ATP binding
Source: RefSeq, a predicted model, not a curated record
AUUUUCACCAGGGGGGUUGGAUUGUACUAGGUUACUCAACUAGUUGUACUUGUAUUUGUACUUGGGAUACUCUUUUCACGGUAUAUAAUCAAUACACAUGGGGGCUUUUCAGUUUUUCUUGGUGUGCCUCUAUUCAUUUGCCCUCGCUUGAUCAAGCGGAAGGCAUCACGGGACAGAGCCUCUCUUUGUUAGAUGAAUUUAUUCCUACCUCUGUCUUGACCGCCGACCUACUCUCUCGAGAAAGGCAGGUUAGCCGUUCAGAUAGUAUUCACUCGAGAGCAUUAGUGAUCUAUUCGAAAAUGGCGGAGGAAACGAGGUUGAAGAUCGGUGUCUCUUUCCUUCACCUUAACUGUCAUGGAUAUCACAUCUCGGACAGAUAUCAAGACACCCUGACCUCGUAUACUCUUGCAUUCCCCAAAUGGCUGGUAUCAGUGUUCACGUCACGUCAGCAAGAAAGGGUUCAGAUACUUCACGACUUCCAUGGCAUCAUCCACCCGGGUGAGAUGCUUCUUGUAUUAGGACGACCUGGCAGCGGAUGCUCGACGUUUCUGAAAACUCUGGCGGGAGAUGACCGUGACUUUCAGGUCCACUCAACAUCAGAGGUUAACUAUCAAGGAAUAUCAUACAAGCAGAUGCACAGAAAGUUCAAAGGAGAGCGUGUUUAUGUCUCCGAGCUAGAUGACCACUUCCUAGAUCUGACCGUAGGACAAACCCUCGACUUUGCAGUUUCCACGCGUGACAAUCAAGCAACUGGGAUCGAUGCAUGGGAUAUUGCUCCAAGGCUUGGGCUGGAAAGGAAUAGAGGUGGAAAUGUAGCUCUUCGUGCCACAGGUCCCGCAGAUAAACGCCGAACUAGCAUUGUAGAAGCAUAUAUCGGCGGUGCGCAACUACAAUGCUGGGAUAACUGCAGUCGUGGACUCGACAACUCCACCACCCUCCAAUUAAUCCAGCUGUGUCGUGAAUCAGCAGAGUCACGCGGCUCCACCAUUGCUAUGAGUCUGUAUCAACCAUCAGAGGCGAUGUACACGAGCUUCGGCAAGGUUAUGUUGCUAUACGAGGGCCAUCAGAUAUAUUUCGGGCCAGCCAGUUCCGCCGUUGAAUAUUUCACCAAACUCGGGUUCGUCCAGCCAGAAGGGACGACGACGGCCGAAUUUCUCACGUCUUUGACAAGCCCGUCCCAGCGUAUCAUAAAGGAGGAUUUCGAGGGAAAUGCCCCAAGGUUCCCGGAAGAGUUUGCUAGCGUGUGGAAGCGCAGCGAGCAAUAUAAACAACUUAUUACCACAAUCAAUGAUUUUAACAAGACGUAUCUAAGUAAAGAAGAUUCGGUCCAAAGGCUCCAGAGACUCCGAACUAGCACCUUUCCCCUGGCGAUAUACCAGCAGCUCAUCCUCUGCCUCCGCAGAUCAGCCCAGCGCAUACGUAACAAUCUCACCGAGAACAUCUCUACGAUUUUCGUGAACAUCGUCAUGGGCCUUAUUACCGGAAGUGUGUUCUACAAGACGGGGAACUCGGGUAACACUACAGAUAGCAUGCAAGAACGCGCUAUUCUCCUAUUCUAUACUCUGAUGAUCAAUUCUUUCACGCCGGCCGUCGAGUCCACACUCAUGUGGCUGCAGCGUCCUAUCCUCGAAAAGCACUCCCGAUACGCCUUCUACCACCCCUUCACCGAGAGACUGGCCUCCGUAUUGGGCGAUAUUCCAAUGAACGUCAUCACCACCCUGGCCUGCCACAUCCCGCUGUACUUCCUAUCGGGGCUGCGAAGGUCCGCCUCGGCAUUCUUCACUUACUGGUUGCUCAUGCUGGUGAAUCUUACCACGAUGUCCAUGUUCUUUCGCAUGAUGGGCUCCGUCACCCGCACCCAGGAACAGACCCUGGCCACUGUGUCCAUUAUCACUCUGCUUUGUGUCAUGUAUGUUGGGUUCGCGGUGCCGUCCCUCUAUAUGGUCCCGUGGCUCGCUUGGUUCUGGCGCAUUAAUCCUGUAGCGUACACUUUUGAGAGCUUGAUGAUAAACGAGUUCAAUCACAACUACUUUACUUGCUCGAGAUAUGUUCCAGUAGGCCCGGCUUAUAGGAACAUCACGCCCACUGAGAGGAUUUGCGCCGCUGUCGGAAGUAUCUUGGGGCAACCGGGCGUGGAAGGGAGUGAUUACAUAUUAUCGGGAUAUGGAAACGUUACGAGUCAUAUGUGGCGUAAUUUCGGCAUAGUCAUCGCGAUGAUGGCCUUCUUUUGCCUCGUAUACCUCGUCGCCUCUGAAUACAUCCCCGCCCAAAGGUCACGCGGAGAAGUAUUACUUUAUCAUCCGGAUAAGUCAAACAAGAAGAAUCGCAUCCUAGACUUGGAGGCUGCCGUCACGCUGUCUCCGAGCCUCGAUCGCACCAUUACCAGUGAUAAGCCCGGCAUACCUACGCAUAUCGAUAUAGUGCCGACUACACCUAGGACCUAUCGCCCAGCUGCAGUCGUUUAUUGGGAAGACCUCGCUUACGAUAUCGAGACACCAAGCGGUACGCGAAAUAUCUUGCAGAAUGUGGAUGGAUGGGUAAAGCCUGGGACACUUACUGCGUUAAUGGGGGUCACGGGGGCCGGAAAGACUGCUCUUCUAGAUGCGCUGGCUCAGCGUGCGACUACGGGUGUGGUGGGCGGUACUAUUCGUGUCAACGGCCGACCCCGAGACUCCAGCUUCCAGCGACGGACCGGAUACGUGCAACGGAACGACGUCCACCUCCCUAGUGUGACAGUGCGGGAGGCAUUAGAGUUCAGCGCCCUGCUAAGACAACCGCGAAAUAUACCAAAGGACGAGAAGAUCGCAUACGUGGACGAUAUCAUACAAGAGCUAGGGAUGCAGUAUUAUGCCGAUGCAAUCGUCGGCCUCCCGGGAGAGAGCCUUAACGUGGAACAGCGCAAGAUACUGACGAUAGCUCUGGAGCUAGUUGCCAAGCCAGAUUAUCUACUGUUUCUCGAUGAACCAACCACGGGAUUGGAUAGCGAAUCUGCUUGGUCCAUCUGCUCGCUACUACGGAGACUGGCGGAUAAUGGGCAGACCGUGCUUUGCGCAAUCCACGAACCUUCCGCUCAGCUAUUCCACAUGUUCGAUCAACUCCUUUUACUCGAUAAAUCUGGAAAGCCGUUAUAUUUCGGCGACAUCGGUCGAAAUGCAUCGUCGGUAAUCAGCUAUUUUGAAGAGAAUGGCGCCCCUAAGCUGCAACCGAAGGGCAACCCUGCCGAGUGGAUAUUGGAUGUUACUAGCAAGGAACCUGAAAUGGGCACUCGAGAUGCGCAGAAUACGCAACAAGAACCAAAGCAGCAGACAUGGCCCGAGAAAUGGCACACGAGUCCGCAAAGACAACUCGUCGUGCAAGAAAUCGCCCACCUCAAAGACAGUCUCGCGAGCUCCUCCCGCCGCGUCCUCGACUUCGCCGACUACGAAUACUCCGCCUCGACCCUCAACCAGGUCCUCUUACUCUCAAAGCGCAUCUGCCAGGACCAGUGGCGGGACCCGCCGUUCCUGUACUGCAAGAUCCUGCUGCCGAUCGGGCUGGCGCUGGUGAACGGGAUCUCGUUCUACAACUGCGCGCACGAGGUGCACGGGCUCAUCAGCCUCUUCUUCUCCAUCUUCCUCAUCCCCGCCAUGUUCGGCGUCAUCAGCCGCCACGUCAUGCUCCGCUUCCUCAGCGGCCGGGAUUUGUUUGAGGCUCGCGAGCGCGGGGCCAAGACCUAUAGCUGGGUCGCGUUUGUGACGGCGAAUGUGCUGGUGGAGCUGGUGCUGCAUACGCUGAUUUCUGUCCCGCUGUUCGCGGCGUGGUACUAUCCGACGGGGCUGUUCCGUAAUGGGGUCCCCGGGUUUGGGACGACGGAGAGAGGGGGGCUCGCGUUCAUUCUUAUGUGGCUUUUCAUCAUCUGGUCGAGCACGUUCUGCCAGGUGCUUGCGGCUGGGUUUCAGCUGAUUGAGACGGCAGUGGAGGUAGCGACUUUAUGCACGUGGCUGUCCAUUGCUUUUGGAGGUAUCCUCGUAUCCGCCGAAAGCCUCCCCCACUUCUGGAUCUUCAUGUACUAUCUCUCGCCCUUCACCUACUUCCUGGAAGGGCUAGUAGUCGUUGGUGUUGCGGACAUCGAGAUCAAGUGCGCGCCGACGGAGAUGCUGCAGCUCGAGAUCGCGCGCAACUCGACGGCCCAGACGUGCGGCGAGUACCUCCAGCCCUACGCCACCAUGACCCACGGCUACGUCGCCAACCCCGACGCCACCGAGAACUGCCAGUACUGCCAGGUCUCCGGCUCGAAUGCGAUUCUCGCCAGCAUUGGCCUCGAUCCAAGUCACUCGUGGCGCAAUGCGGGGAUUAUGGCGAUUUAUGUCGUUUUCAAUAUUGUGGCGGUUUUUGCGGUUUAUUGGGCGGUGAGGGUGCCGAGGAAGAGGAGGUAGGAAGGCCGAUGAGGUGUCUGUCUUUUAAAAUUGGGAAAAAUAAGAUUGAAUUUCCUUUUAGGUAUCAAGCUGAAGCGUUCGCCAGGAACUAAAAGCACAUUAAUCCUACAUAUCACUAGGUACCUACCCCAGGUAUAUAUGUCUACCACGAAUUUUAUCACAACAAUAUUGUAUGUACCUAUGAGUUGUUGUUUGCAGAACUCGGAUUUCCACUGAAUUCUAAAUCCUCUGCUUGUGUACCUAGUUACCCAGUUGAUAGCUUGUAUUUUGUUGUAUUCAGGAUUUUCGUACCUACAUAAAUGCCUCAUUUCUAUAUGUGAUAAGUUCGUGAACACUACUCGUUAGGUAAGAGGUAUCUACUUAUGGAGUGUAAUAACUCAUGUACCCUUAUCUAUAAGAAAUUGCAUAGCUUUGAGAAUAGAUUCACGGCUGGAGUUAGUCUUCGUAACAAGUUGCCUCUCUCCGUCGUAUAAGUCAAAAGGGGCCACAACCCCUGGAGAUUAUCA